UUACCCGUUCCAACACUUUCGGUGCACUUCACGUCUCCGAUCGAAAUCGUUCCCGAGGCGGUAUCGUACCGGUUUAAGAAUGCCGGGACACUUCCACGAACGGCCAAAAAUAUUUCAAAUUACGUUAACGAUGCCUCGUUGAUGCACCUUACGAAAAAGACGAAAACGUUCGCGAUCGCCUCGUUAGUUCUUCACGUACGUAUCACAGAUACCGCGGUUCUCUUGUAUUAUAUAUCGGAAACGUGCGACUCGGUAUGGUCGCGAUGUAUCACCGAUACGCGCGUACGUAUACACGACCAGUAAGAAGGCGACGCACGAGGAAAAACGUUCGCACCGCUCGGUGGUUCUGGCACGACUGGAGCACUGGAGGCGUCCGAGUCGCCUCGAUUUUACAUAUGGCUGUGUAUCGUCCAACGAUCAACAGAGUCGUAUAUUUUUGAACGUGCUUAUAAAUUUUUAUAA
This is a messenger RNA of Habropoda laboriosa, 462 nucleotides long. RefSeq lists its product as uncharacterized. The record is from RefSeq and is a predicted model, not a curated record. NCBI's taxonomy places the organism in Eukaryota, Metazoa, Arthropoda, Insecta, Hymenoptera, Apidae.